Messenger RNA from Aethina tumida (small hive beetle), 2460 nucleotides. RefSeq names its product toll-like receptor Tollo. Gene Ontology annotation, cellular component: extracellular matrix. Gene Ontology annotation, molecular function: protein binding. The transcript has 2 exons. The coding region runs from base 85 to 2373 and encodes 762 amino acids. The record is from RefSeq and is a predicted model, not a curated record. Lineage: Eukaryota; Metazoa; Arthropoda; Insecta; Coleoptera; Nitidulidae.
AUUUCUGCCAGUCGAAGGUCGAUUCACUUGCGGUCUGGACCAUACUUAACAGUUGUAAACAUCCACCCCGGGUCGGAUUUUGCAAUGCUCCUGAUCUGUGUGCUGUUGUUCGUGCUAUUUAUCGGUGAACGUGUCAGUUUCGACUACAAAGGUGUGACUUUGUACUCGUGCAAAAACGACAAGGAGUGUGGCAAACCCCUGUCGAAAGACUCACGUCAUUUUCUAGUGCCACCGGACACAGUGCUCAUCGAAAAAAGUACCUUCGACGGUUACCCCGAUUUGAUAGACGUCCUGGUCACACCCGGCCAGCUGAUCGCCCUCGAACCCGGCUCAUUCUCCGACCUGACGAAGCUCACGAGGGUGUUCAUGGGUGGCUGCAAGCUCUCCAUAAUCCCGGACGGCGUGUUCACCAACCUGCCCCUCAGGUACAUAUAUUUGGCCGGUAAUUUGAUACGUGACAUCGGUUCGAACGGGUUCGCCUACAUGAACAACCUGAAGGAGAUCUAUCUGGACAAGAAUGCGCUCACCAGCUUCGAAAGGGAGUGGUUCGCGACCAAGUCGCGGGUCAGCUUUCUGGAAGUCCUCAACGUGCACCACAACAAAAUAGUCACCAUCAAAAGCGGCUCGUUCCAUCACUUCCCCAAUUUGUACACAAUCGACUUCAGCUUCAACGAAAUCGAGUACAUCUCCUCCGACAUUUUCAACGACAACCUGAACCUCAGGACGUUCGACGUGUCGUUCAAUAAACUGACCACCUUAAACCCCAACGUGCUUAAGCCGAUCCGUCGCGUGGAAAAGUUUUUAAUAUCCUUCAACUUCCUGCGCCACUUGGACGUCUCACUCAUGGACAAACAAAAAAUCGACCACAUCAGCCUGCACCCCAACCAGUGGUUGUGCUCCUGCAUGAGACAGCUCGAACGAAAGAUGUACGAAAAGUCCAUCAAAAGCAUGACGUCGGAGUUCACGGUCAAAAGCCAAGACUUCUUUUUCAAGUACCAACUCCCAAUCAAUACCAAUUUGGUGGCCUCGAAUUUGUCGAUUUGUACCGAAAUUUUGGACACGUGUCCUACCAUUGAAUUAACCAAAGACUUUCUGAAGGACAAGCCCUUCCACGACAUCCUUGUAAAAACCUACUCGCAGGUAAACGUGAAGUGCGUGGACUCGUGCACCGGUGGAAGAGUAUGCAGAUCUGAUUACUGCUGGUCGCUUAUCAGCGAAGCCUAUUAUCGCGACAACGACCCUAAUUAUUUUGUGUGGACGUUCUUUACUGUGUGUUUGGGCUGUAGUGUGUGUUUUCAAUAUGAAGGCGUUACGGUGACGUUCUGCAAGGACCAGAACAACAUGAACUGCACGCACAAGACGAAGAACGACAACAAACACUUCUUGGUGCCGGCCGACACGUUGCUGGUGGAGAAAAAGAUGUUCAAAGGUCAUCAGGACGUGUACGAUGUCAUGGUCACUCCCGGCGAACUGAAGGCCAUCGAACCCGGCGCCUUUUCCGACCUGAAGAAGCUGAAGAGGAUCUUCAUCGGCGGUGGUAAGCUGUCGAUCAUCCCGAACGGUGUGUUCACCGGUCUCCCCAUUAAUUACAUAUACAUAGCCGCCAACAAUAUACGGCACAUCGAUUCGGAAGGUUUUGCCUUCAUGAACGGUUUAAAGGAUGUAUAUUUGGACCAGAACUUGCUCACCACCUUCGAAAGGAGCUGGUUCGCCACGAAGUCGCAAGUGAGCUUCUUGGAAGUACUCAAUUUACACCAUAACAGAAUAAGUGCCAUUAAGUCGGGGUCGUUCCAUAAUUUCCCUAACUUGUACUACGUGGAUUUCAGUUUUAACGAAAUCGAAUACAUCGCAGACGACAUCUUCAACGACAAUCUGAAGUUGCGUACCUUCGACUUGUCUUUCAACAAAUUGACCACGUUAAGCCCCCACAUCCUCACACCCAUCCGUACGGUGGUCAUAUUCAUCCUAUCGUUCAAUUUCAUAAGAAAUUUAGACCCAUCGUUAGUAGACACGGCCACAAUCCACCACAUAAGAAUCCACCCCAACCAGUGGCUGUGCUCGUGCAUGAAAGCCUUCGAGCAAAAACUGUUCGAGAAGCACGUUAACAGUAUCCCCACCGAAGAGGUGGCCGCCAAUUUGUCAGUUUGCAUCGAAAAUAGGGGUAAAUGUUCGCACGAAGACAUGGACAAGGACAUCAGGAGGGACAAACUGUUCCACGACAUACUCAAGCAGACUUACACCAAUUUAAACGUGAAAUGUCAAGACGAAUGCCCAGUUGGGAAAAUAUGUAGAUCGAAUUAUUGCUGGUCGCUUAUUGCAGAAGGAUUUUAUCGUGACAAUGAACCUGACUACUUUGGGUGGUCAACAAUGUGACACAUGUAGCCGUUGAUCAAUUUUUAACUACUCAAGUUAUUUUGUACUCAUUUUAACACGUUUUAGUAUUAAAAGAUUUGUAGUAAA